CAAUUUCAGCACCUAAACGGCAAGACAUUUAUUUUAGAAUCAUUUCGUUUUUGUUAGUCUUACGAAUUGUUUCUUCUUUGUGAAAGCUCGUCGAACGGAAGCAAAUCUCGCUUUUUUACCCCUUUUGAAAAAUAAAGGAAAAAAGUUCGUAAAAAGCGAAAAAAGCUUAUCGAAAUUGAUCGCGAACGAAAGUGGUAAAUUAGUUCAUAUACUAAAAUGGUUGCCGAUAAUAUUGAUGCUGGCGUUGUUGCCAUUGCUGCCGCGGAUCAAUCCUCGGCUCCGUCCGGUGUUUCCAUUAAGGACGAGCUGCCAGCUGGCAAUUACAUCCUGGUUUCUGUUGACAUCGACACCACUGGACGUCGUUUAAUAGACGAGAUUGUCCAAUUGGCUGCUUACACACCGUCGGAUCAUUUCGAGCAAUACAUAAUGCCGUAUAUGAAUCUAAAUCCGGCUGCACGUCAGCGCCAUCAAGUUCGCGUCAUUUCCAUUGGAUUUUUUCGUAUGCUGAAGUCGAUGCAGACGUACAAGAUCAUAAAAUCAAAAUCAGAGGUCGCUGCACUCAAAGACUUUCUUGACUGGUUGGAUCAGCUGAAAUCCAAGAAUCCCGAUGCAGAUGGCAUUGUGCUGUUCUACCACGAGGAGCGUAAAUUCAUACCCUACAUGAUAUUGCAGUCGCUGGUGAAGUACGGAAUGUUGGAUAGAUUCAACAAGACGGUCAAGUCCUUUGUGAAUAGCUUCAAUUUGGCCAAAAACUCAAUUGGCGAUACCAAGCAUUACAGUUUACGUAAUCUAUCAAAGAUUCUGACCAAAACCAAAGAGGAGCAACAGGAAAUUGUGGCCGAAACUACUAACAUCAACAACAACAAUAAACGUAUUAAGAAUGGCCUACAAAAGGAGCGCGAUGAAUUUGAUGGCAAUGCGAGUGUUCGAGCCAAGUUAGCAUACACUGUGGCCAUGCAACUUAGCAAUUUGGAUAAUCCCAAUGAGCCGGCAACUGUGGAGGCUUUGGGUAACCUCUAUAAGGCCCUCAAACCCUUCACCGAACCCAUUAGCGGUGAUGUUAAAGAGCUAGACACACAGAAUUUGAAUCUGGAGCGUCAGAAUUCAUUUCGUCCCGUUUUCUUGAACUAUUUCAAGACUACAUUGUAUCAUCGUGUGCGUGCCGUUAAAUUCCGUAUUGUGUUGGCCGAGAACGGUUUCGAUUUGACCACAUUGAAUGACAUUUGGACGGAUAAACAUGCCGCCGGUUUGGAUACGGCUUUACAGGGUAUUUCCAAUCUGAAGGCGGAGGAUAAGACGGAAUUGGUGGAGCUGCUGGACAGCUUCUUUGAUCCCAACAAGGUCACCAUUAAACCCGUGGUCAAACCCAACACUGUACGGCGUCGGAAUAAACGUAAUGCUCUCAACCAGAAAUCCGCUUCAAGCGGUUCACAUUCCGCCAGCGAUGAAUUUGGUGCCGGUGGCGAUAAGUCCCAGAGUUUGUCCUCGGUGCCGGAUUCAACUACCAAGACACCAUCUCCGAUUAAGAGCGGUUCCAGAUCUCAACGUAAACGCAAUUCACGUCCAAUUGUUAAGGAGGGAAAAUCCACAGAGACAGCUCUAAAUAACACUGCUCCGGCUAGCAUCUCUGUGUCCAGCUUCGUGCCCAUUGCAGCCACAAACUAAUCUGACCACGUUAAAGAAAAUUUCAAAAAAUAGUUCGAUUGGAAAGAAAAUCAAGCACAAAUUGUCAGACGGAUCAAAUGAGAAAGAAAAUAGAAUACUAGAUGCGAACUGUUUUCCUUUUUUGAAGAACGACACAGAUUAGAAACAAAAAAAUUAGUCCAAAUUCUAGAGUGACUCGUAUAAAUUUCAAGUUGGUAAUAUAUGCAACAUGUAGACGUGACUAUAUGUGAUGAAAACAUGUGAGUGAAUGGAUAAUAGAAACAAAAGACACGUAAAACUACAAGGAUACAAAAUAUAUAAGAGAAAUAAGCGCCGAUUAAAAGAUAAUCGAUAAGCGUACACUAAGCUACAGGUAUGCCCAAAAUCGUGAAUAGCAUUUGGGCUAAUACCAAUACCAAAUCCAUUCCACACUUUAUGUAUAUUUUGGUCAAUAAGGAAUCAAUCGUAUAUGGAUAUAAUUUUGAUAAUUGAAUACGCUAUCCAAUAUCGUUGCGUUUAGGGCAUAAUUUUCCAAAAAUAUAUCAUAGAAUACAAUACACGAUUGGAAAACUAUGGAUCGAUAAACGCUUCGAUUAGAACAACAUUGGGUAAACCUAGAAACACUGAAGAAAUCGUUACAAAUCAUAAAUAUGGUUACCCAAUGUUAUGGAAUCUCGUAAAAGUCUCAAGACUGAUAUAAUAUGAAUGAGAGAAGUGGAGAAACUGGAAACAUCAAUUAUUUACACAAAUAUAUAUCGAAAAAUCUGAAGAGAGAAGAAACUAUAGCUGAAUCCUUACUAAACAGCACACACACACACACACUGACAACACAUAAAACUCAUAUAAUUUCGCAUAUAUGUAUGUAAUUGUUUAAAAUGAGCAGAAACUGCAGUAACAUAUGUACGUCAACUACAACAUCAAUUUAUUUCAAGCUGUAUUUCACACACAAUUGUUUCAUGUUUGCACAUAAGUUUAACUUACAAUUUCAAUAAAAAUAUGAGAUUAUUGA
This is a messenger RNA of Drosophila innubila, 2653 nucleotides long. It is a transcript of the gene exu, whose product is annotated as maternal protein exuperantia. The transcript has 5 exons. Lineage: Eukaryota; Metazoa; Arthropoda; Insecta; Diptera; Drosophilidae. Gene Ontology annotation, molecular function: RNA binding; protein homodimerization activity. The record is from RefSeq and is a predicted model, not a curated record. Bases 217 to 1665 code for a protein of 482 amino acids. Gene Ontology annotation, biological process: bicoid mRNA localization.